AUGCAUAAUGUCAAAGCUAUACAAAAAUUAAACGAAGAAGAGCUGAAGCUAAAUAUUUCAGGCGAUGCCUCUUGGCAUGCGAAAUAUAAAGAUAGCGCUUAUGUGUUUGUAGGAGGACUGAAUUAUGACAUGAAUGAAGGGGAUAUUAUACAAGUUAUGAGCCAAUGUGGAGAAAUAGUGGACUGCAAUUUAAUAAGAGAUAAAGAUACAGGAAAGAGUAAAGGAUUUGCAUUUAUUGCGUAUGAGGAUCAGAGGAGCACAAUCUUGGCUGUUGAUAAUUUUAAUGGAAUUACUCUGUGUGGAAGAAUGAUCAAGGUAGAUCAUGUAAAUGAUUAUAGGGUAGGAAAAGAAUAUUUGCAAGUAGAUGAAGAAACUGAGAUCAAAAAUCUAUAUACGCCAUCUGGACCUGAAGGGAAAGGCUGAGGCAAAUUUAGGAGGCUAAAUGAAGAAGAACUAAAAAAGCAUGAAGAAAGAACAGAGAAAUUAGUGUACGACGAGGACGAAAAAUGAGAAAAAGAAUUUAUGAAAAAUAAUGAGAAAAAGCAUAAAAAACAUAGAGAAAAAGAGCACAAAAAGAAGCAUCAUAAGCAUAGAGAAAAGGAGCACAUAAGAAAUGAAAAAAGUAAAAAGAAGCAUUCAGAAGAUUAA
Molecule: messenger RNA, 648 nt
Organism: Blepharisma stoltei
Lineage: Eukaryota; Ciliophora; Heterotrichea; Heterotrichida; Blepharismidae
Source: the annotation of a GenBank genome assembly